Molecule: messenger RNA, 4768 nt
Organism: Lymnaea stagnalis (great pond snail)
Lineage: Eukaryota; Metazoa; Mollusca; Gastropoda; Lymnaeidae
Source: the annotation of a GenBank genome assembly
GAAUGAAUAAGAAAGACGGUGGACGAGAGUAAUCAACUUGUUUCAGUUUAUUUACAGUGCCGUAUGUGCAGCCACAUAUGUCUUUUUAUAUGUUAAAAAACUGAAUAAAGAUGAUGAGCUGUGGUGAAAUUUUUGUGCAUCGUCGAAGUACAUGAACUUAAUUCUGUGCGCACCGUAGAUUUUAAAGUAAAAACAAAAGAAUAGAAGUAGAAGGAUCACUGAAAAGUUUCAAAAUAUUCAUGUUACAAUAGUUAAUAAAUACAUGGACAUGAAUUUUUUUACAUGGCAUCAUACUCAUGACACGCUAGUCUUCAGUCUACUUUGAGAAAAAAAAAUAGGAACCACCAAAGUAAACAUCAUGCCUCGUGUUUACGUUAAUUCCGUGCCUAGCGUUCAUUUCAGUGAGUGUGGGUGGGGGUGGAGAAAUAAUUAAAUAGUAAUAGUAAUAGUAAUUCAGAAUAAGGCACAUUUUAAAUAAAUCUUUUAAACCUAAAACAAUAAUAAAAUAUGGCAUAGAUUUAAAUGCUAUAGGCAAUAGAUUAUACAGUGCCAAAACAUUUUUUUUUCUUCUGGGAAAACCCAAAGUAAAAAGGAAGAAAUGAAAGUCAAAAAGUAAAGAAUCAGAAUAUCUUGGUAUUAUAUAUUAUAAUUGUUUUUCUUUUUUGGGUUAAUUCUUAUAUUAAAAUUGCAGCUGCAUAAUCAUAAGAAUUAAGUUAAGGACUAGGCAGCUGCAUAAUCAUAAGAAUUAAGUUAAGGACUAGGCAGCUGCAUAAUCAUAAGAAUUAAGUUAAGGACUAGGCAGCUGCAUAGUCAUAAGAAUUAAGUUAAGGACUAGGCAGCUGCAUAGUCAUAAGAAUUAAGUUAAGGACUAGGCAGCUGCAUAAUCAUAAGAAUUAAGUUAAGGACUAGGCAGCAUGGUGCAGCUGGUGGUCGUUUAUCUAUUAUCACAUUUUAACUACUUUUAAUAAAAUACUUUUUAUUUUUAUUAUAUUAAAGUCAUAUUAUUAUAAAAUAUAAUAAAUUUAAUGGGAUGCAAUAUUUAUUAUUUUUAAUUCUAAUAUGUAAAAACUAUAUAGGCCUAAUAUACAAGUGAUCAUAAAUAAUUUGAAACAAUAGGUAUAAAAUAGCUUUGGACCCGUUUUUACCGGCCUGCAGAAAACUUCAACAAUGGAGCGGAAGCAUUUAACACUAAAAGAAAAACUAACCGAACACUACCAGAAACGGGAUUUUAAGCCUAAAAAAUCCUCAGCAUCCACGUAUGGAAUGAUAUUUUUUUGGACCAUGUCAGUCUCUUUAUUACUUGAGGGAAUCUUCAUCCUGCUUCCAAAUCAUUUCAAAGAGGAUAACUCUGUCUCAUCUGAGACAUCUAAUUUUAGUUCAUACAGAUGUGCUCAGCUUAUUGCCAUAUGGCUUUUUCUAGCAUCUGCUGCCAAUUGGUCUUUGACACAUUUUGCAAGUAUCAACCACGUAUUAAAGGAGACAAAAGACAAGUACUUCCCCGAUAUGCUCGCAGCGCCACCUGGUAAUAACAAAUGUUUCAAUAUUUUUGUUUAACGACACAGUUAUAAUAAAUGACAUUUUAUUUUCUAUAUUCAACUAAUCCAACAUUUAGCUUAAUCGGUUUGGUUGCAAGGACUGAAUAUGGAGUACACUUUGCAACUAUGAUACACUUUUCAUCUCUUCACCUUUCUUAUCCAUUAUUAUUUUUCUCUCACAAGUAGUUUCAGACAAUAACGAAAAGAGGAAAAAGGAAACAAACAAAAAAAAAGGUGGGUGGGAGGGGGGGGGUCAAAAGAGCAUAAUGAUGGUUUAAAAUUCCAAUUUUAUGUUGCUAACAUUAUUUAUCUAUUGUGUACAACUAACCUAAUGUAUGAAUGAAAUAAAAUUUAAAAUACUGAUUUAAUUAAAAUGAAUUCCAAUAGAUCUGCAUCUUUGUCUCUCUAUCUCUUUUAUUUUUUUAUAUAUUGUGACCAUCCCAACUCAUACAAAUUAUAUAUUACAUAUGCACAUCAAAUUAUCUUAUGUGGCUGGGGGUGAAUUUUACGUGGAUGAAUACUUUUAUAAAAAAAAUGUCAACUUACGUAUGAAUUUUUUCCAGGUUGGAAAUCAUGUUUAACGUGCAUGAUCGAUGUUCCGCAAAGAUCUCACCACUGCACCUUGUGCAAUCAAUGUAUCCUUAAGCGCGACCAUCACUGCUUCUUCACUGGGUCUUGUGUGGGUUAUCACAACCAGCGCCAUUUUGUCAUCUUUUGCCUGUAUAAUUGUCUUUCCCUUUUGUAUGCUGGUUAUCUGCAACUUACCUACUUAAAUGAGGUAAAAGAUCUACAUUUUUAAGAAGUGAAAUUAUUUUUAAUUGAAGCAUCUUAUUAAUCACUGCUGCAAAUCAUGCAGUCACAUCAUUUCACUGUCAGUUCCUGUAAGGUUAAUAUGUCAAGAUUAACUGUGGUAGCUGUUAGUAUAAUAAUUAAAGGACUGCAUUCAAAUCAAGUAAAUGAAAUAGCAAAACCAGGUAUGUGGAAGCUUGAAUUUAAGGACAGAACAAUAAGAUAAGAACGUUUCGGCUGUUAGUAAAAGCCUAGACAAGCAAAAACAUCGCCAGCAUCCCAGGUGGAUGGGACUUGCUAACCUUGGAUGGCAACUCAUCUAAAAGAAGGAAAACUCUGAAUUCAAAACCUGGAGAUGAAGUCCAGUGACAUUGACCCAAUUCAGGCAACUCCUGUGAUGCCACUGGUGCCAAGCUGUAUCAUCCAUGUAUGAUGUUCCUUGGGUUAUCCAUGUGUGUGGAGAGAGGUGAUUUGCUGUCUAGGGAACCAGCUUAUCACCCUUUAGAAAAUCAAAGGCCUCGUGUUUUCGUCCUGCCAAGUCCACACCGACAUCACAAUGUGAUUGGACGAAUGCCAAAAAAAAUGAGGUCGUUAUCAGAAAAACAAAGAUUUUUAUUAAAAAAUCACAUCCCAUUCCACUUUUAUAUUUUAUGAAUAGUUUUAUGUUAGGUAUUACAUUGCUUAAAAAAGUGAAGCUUAAUUGACUUACUAACAGGUACCACUAAUUUAUAAAAACAACUAAAUUAUAAUGUUAAUUAAAGUCAAACCAAUACAAUUUUAUAAGGGACAUGAAUAUUAUUAGGACCAGUCCAUGUACCUGUACAUGUAAUACAAAAAUAAGUUUGAUAAAAUUUACAAUUUUCAGGGAUUCCCCAUCUUCAGCAGUGCCGCUGUAUUUUACGUCCCUGUGGUGGCACUUUGGUACUUCCUGACUGGAGCGACAUCUUUCAUCAAUAUUUUUGUUCUCACUCAUUUGUGCCUGACAAUCUUCUGUUUUGGAGUUUCUUUCUUUUUCCUUGUGUGGCAAGUCGUCAUCAUCUCCAGAGGACAGACAUCGUACGAGGCGUGGAAACAAAUUAUGGCCUACAGGCGCAGAUCAGUUCUAGAGAACUUACACAGCGCGUUCGGAAAUCUUUUGGAGUUUUUACUGUGUCUUUUGCUUCCUGUUCGCUUAAAAAUGCCAGGGGAUGGAAUCAAGUGGACCAUAGAACCAAAAACAGAGAAGGGGCAAUAAGAAUAAAUGAUACUUGUGACGUUUGGGCCCAGUGUACAUUAAAAAAAAUGUUUAACUGUAAUUUGAUGCAGUGGGUUUACAUGUUGUCCAAUAAAUUAAUGUUAAUCAUUAGUAUGUAAGUGAAUGUUCAAAAUUGAGUAUUAUACUUUAUAAGCCAUUCUUUGUACGCUGUUAAUAUGGAGAUAUGAAGUGCAACCUUUAUACCAGUACUUGAGAUUGUACGUUAUUUUCCUCUUACUGGCACCGACGAAAUAAGAAAAUCCUAAAAAUUUCAGUGAAGAAUCCAAUUUUUUAAUAGAAAAUGAUUGAUCAAACAGAAUAACUUUGAUGUUGACCAAUUCAACUGUACUGGUACUAAUGAUCUAAUCACAAGACACUUAACAUUUUAGUUACUGAGUAUACUACAACAGAGAACUUGUCGAGUGCUGCUCGAUGUCUUCUUAGUGACAUUGUGUAAUUCAAUAAUUUUCAUUUUGUAAGCAUUUAGCCUGUUAAUUUUUAUGUGUCCAAUUCUCGAGCAACUUGAAAAAGGUUGCUGUUACCUAUGGAGGAACUCUCCAUAUUCCUUUAUCCGAUAUUUUUCAACAACAAAAAUCAUUACUAUGUAUUAAUAUCUAGGGCAUCCGCAUGUCCUUUAAAAUAUGUUUAAAAGUUUAUUUGCUGUCUAAUGAUUAAACUAAAUGUUUUAAAAGGUUUUUAAAAAAUGUCAUUAGGUUUAUCAUGUACAAUGUUGAAAACCUGACUGGCGCCCUUAGAGAGUUAAGUGACAAAAUGUAGGAUUUCCAACCGACCAGAUUUUAUCCAUGGUCAUGAAGUUGAACAUGUGGGAGAAUAAGGAUUAUUUGAAGAUGUGGGAGAUUAAGGAUAAAUUGAACUUGUGGGAGAUUAGGGAUAAAGGAUGGCCAAUCAAUGUUUUGAAAUUUGUAUUUUCAUUACAAAUUUUAGAUGUGCAAAUAAUUCCAGAAUGCUGUUGUAUUAAAUAUCUAUUUUUAAAAAAAAAACUUUUACAUUUAAUGUUGUUUUGCUACAUUUAUAUUUGUCUCUAAUUUUUGCUAGCCUUAGAGACUUAAAAAAUUUGUCUGAAAUAGGCGAAUGCUAUAUUUCUUUAUUGUAAUUGAUUAUGAUGAAGAAGUAGCAAUGGGUUCGGUGGAAAGACCAUCAGCAUCCUCAGAAAUAUUUACGGAAAGAUCCAUGAUUUUAACUUGUUUUU